Messenger RNA from Arabidopsis arenosa, 418 nucleotides. NCBI's taxonomy places the organism in Eukaryota, Viridiplantae, Streptophyta, Magnoliopsida, Brassicales, Brassicaceae. The record is from the annotation of a GenBank genome assembly.
ACGUUUCUUGUGGCUAACAUGAGUUCGGUGAAGAGAGAGGAACGCCGGGAAGAAGAUAACGGAAACAGAGAGAAACCGUCGACGGAAGUUGUUCGGACGGUAACGGAGGAAGAGGUGGAUGAGUUUUUCAAGAUAUUACGGAGAGUACACGUGGCGACACGAACGGUAGCGAAAGCUAACGGCGGUAUUGUUGAACGGGAGUUACCGUCUAAGAAGAGGAAACGGAGUCAGAAUCUUGGGUUGGGAAAUUCGUUGGAUAGUAACGGCGUUCGAGACGGAGAAUUCGAUGGGAUUAAUCGGGUCGGGUUACAGGGUUUGGGUUUGGAUCUGAAUUGUAAACCGGAACCAGACUGCGUUAGUUUGUCGUUGUAGUCCUUUCAAGUUUUUCUCCUUCUUACAAUAAUCUAUUUUUUUUUAA